Messenger RNA from Strongylus vulgaris, 384 nucleotides. The record is from the annotation of a GenBank genome assembly. NCBI's taxonomy places the organism in Eukaryota, Metazoa, Nematoda, Chromadorea, Rhabditida, Strongylidae.
AUAGUUGUAGCAGUAAAUGUUUACAGCGCACCCGCUGAGACCGUCACCUCCACAACCACAGUCACUACGGAUCAGCCCUCGAUUGCCGAUAUUGAGCCGGAAGAGUCCUCAGUGGAUGCUGCGGAAACUCCGGAUGCGCCCACUCCUGAUACGGAAGAAGAGGAACGGCGUAAAGCAGAGGAAGAAGAAGAAAGGAGGCGACAACGAGAAGCAGAGCUUGAUGCUCAGUUGCAUGCCUUGGAAGCGAAUCCGGCUGAAGUGGACAAAGAAAAUCUGAUUUAUGGAAGAGCAUUUCUUUAUUGUGUUAGAGACAUUGAAAAAGUGAGUAUUAAGGAACUUGAUACAAUGAGGUCAAGUUUUAUUGCUUAUAUUUUAGGAGUUUAA